ACUUUUGCGCGUUUUUUCUUCUUUCUCCUUUUCCGCCGUUCGUUCGCUCUCUCCUCUCCCACAAUGUCUUCCAACCGACGCUCCAAAUCCGCCGCUCCCAUCUCCCCUAAGCCCGACGCUGAUGCUUCUUCCCCUAACAAGAAGCUCAAAUCCGAGCUCAAUGGAGAUGGAACUCCCAUUUCACAUUCCCCCGCUAAACUGGCUUCUCAGAGCACGAAGGUGAAGGCGGAAUUGAGCGGCGACGAGGACUAUGAUUCGGCUAGGUUCGUGGAGCCCCGCAUUCCGGAUAGCGAGGCGAGAGAACGGUGGCCUCUGCGGUAUCGGGGAAAGAAGAAGCAGCAGGUAGUUGGGGAGAAAAAUUCAAGGGAUGACGCUGAGGAGGUAAUUCAGGCUCAGCGUCAUUACUCACAGGCUGAAGUUGACAAUACCAUUUACAAUCUCUUUGAUGAUGCCCAUGUUAAGGCUGAAGAUGGGGAGGAAGAUUAUAUAUGCAGAAUUGUUGAAAUGUUCGAGGCUGUCGACGGGCAACUAUAUUUCACUGCUCAAUGGUAUUAUAGAGCUAAAGAUACUGUUGUGAAAGAUCAUGCUCAUCUCAUCAAUGACAAGCGUGUAUUCUUUUCAGAAGUUCGGGAUGAUAAUCCAUUGGAUUGUCUUGUUAAGAAGCUAAAUAUAGCUAGAAUUCCUCUAAGUAUGGCCAUGGAUAAGAAGAAAACCCGUCUUCCAGCUUGUGACUUCUACUGUGACAUGUUAUACUUGUUGCCGUAUUCCUCAUUCGUUAAACUGCCUGAAAGUGAGAAAAGGGUUGGCAGUGAGACGUCGUCGACAAUUUCCUCCGAGGGUGAUACCAAUGGACCAUGUGAAGUGACCUCAAUUGGGGAUGUCACUCAAGCACAUCAGUGUUGUAAGCCUGAUGUUGCACUUCUUGAUUUAUAUUCAGGAUGUGGUGCCAUGUCAACUGGAUUAUGUUUAGGCGGCAAUUUGUCUGGGGUGAACCUAGUCACAAAAUGGGCAGUUGAUUUAAAUCAAUAUGCUUGUGAAAGUCUAAAGUUCAAUCACCCAGAGACAGAGGUUAGAAAUGAAAUGGCAGAAGAUUUUUUAUCGUUGUUAAAAGAGUGGGAAGUGCUUUGCAAAUAUUUUUCUUUGAUAAAAAGUGAAGGGCCACAACAAAAGUACGUAGAUCUUUUUGCUAAUGAAGAGGAAGAGGAAGAUGAAGGGGAAGAUGAAAAGACUGAAGAUGAUGAAGAAGUGUUUGAAGUGGAAAAAAUACUUGCAAUAUGUUACGGUGAUCCUAAUGGAACUAAAAAGCGUGGAUUGUUUCUUAAGGUUUCCUGGAAGGGUUAUGGCUCUGAUGAAGACACAUGGGAGCCAAUUGAGGGAUUGAGCAACUGCAAGGAAAAGUUGAAAGAUUUUGUGACAAAUGGUUACAAAUCAAAGAGCUUACCUUUGCCUGGUGAUGUGGAUGUUAUCUGCGGAGGGCCUCCUUGCCAGGGUAUUAGUGGUUUCAAUCGCUUCAGGAACAUAGAAAAUCCACUGGAAGAUGAGAAAAACAAACAGCUUGUUGUCUUCAUGGACUUAGUGGAGUAUCUUAUGCCUAAAUAUGUUUUGAUGGAGAAUGUAGUAGAUAUAGUAAGGUUUGCCAAUGGAUAUCUGGGACGGUAUGCGCUUGGUCGUUUAAUAUCAAUGAAUUACCAAGUUCGUAUGGGAAUGAUAGCAGCAGGUGCAUAUGGACUUCCACAGUUUCGUAGGCGAAUGUUUAUGUGGGGUGCCCAACCAACAGAGAAGCUUCCACAGUAUCCUCUUCCAACUCAUGAUGUUGUAGUGAGGGGUGGAGUUCCUACUGAAUUUGAGAUGAAUGCUGUUGCUUUUGAUGAUGGACAUAAUGGCGUUGAGUUGGAAAAAAAGCUUCUUUUGGAAGAUGCAAUUUCUGAUCUUCCUGUUGUUGGAAAUGAUGAGCGUCGAGAUGAAAUGCCUUAUGAUAAACCUCCCAUGACUGAGUUUCAGCGUUUAAUUAGAUUGCCUAGGGAAGAAAGGUUUGAUUGUUCUACAAAGUCUAAGCCAGCAAUGCACGAAUUAUACGAUCAUCGGCCACUUGAACUAAAUACUGAUGACUAUCAACGUGUUUGUCAGAUCCCAAAGAGAAAGGGGGCAAACUUCAGAGAUUUACCUGGCGUUCGUGUUCGCCCUGAUAAUAAAGUUGAAUGGGAUCCUGAUAUUCAGAGAGUGUAUUUGAAAUCUGGAAAGCCUUUGGUUCCUGAUUAUGCCAUGACUUUUGUAAAGGGAUCAUCACCAAAGCCAUUUGGGCGGUUAUGGUGGGACGAGACAGUGCCUACAGUUGUUACUCGGGCAGAGCCUCACAACCAGGCAAUUUUGCAUCCAGAGCAAGAAAGAGUAUUGACAAUUCGUGAAAAUGCAAGACUUCAAGGCUUUCCAGAUUACUACAAGCUCUUUGGGCCAGUAAAAGAAAGGUACAUUCAAGUAGGAAAUGCAGUAGCAGUCCCGGUUGCUCGAGCGUUAGGAUAUUCGUUUGGCAUGGCGUUUCAAGGUCUUGCUGCAGAUGAGGCUGUAUUCAGUCUACCCAAAAAGUUCCCCAACAUUGUGAAACAACAGUCUUUUGCAUCCUCCGAGGAAGUUGCUUGAAGAGGUAAUUCUAUAUAUAAAAGUAUGUUGUUUGUUGUGUUUAGCUUAUUGGAUUAUUCACAUUAUCUCAUUAAUGUAUUGUUGAAAUGUGCAAUUAAGAGAUAACCUUCAUAUUUAUAUCAUAAUCAAUUCCAUG
This is a messenger RNA of Cucurbita moschata (crookneck pumpkin), 2773 nucleotides long. Its product is annotated as DNA (cytosine-5)-methyltransferase CMT3-like. NCBI's taxonomy places the organism in Eukaryota, Viridiplantae, Streptophyta, Magnoliopsida, Cucurbitales, Cucurbitaceae. The record is from RefSeq and is a predicted model, not a curated record. Bases 64 to 2637 code for a protein of 857 amino acids. The transcript has 21 exons. Gene Ontology annotation, cellular component: nucleus. Gene Ontology annotation, molecular function: methyltransferase activity; chromatin binding.